Owenia fusiformis is the source of this 1796-nucleotide messenger RNA. Lineage: Eukaryota; Metazoa; Annelida; Polychaeta; Sabellida; Oweniidae. The record is from the annotation of a GenBank genome assembly.
AUGUCUGCGCCCAAGAGAAGAGUUUUCGUUGUCGGUGUCGGAAUGACCAAGUUUGAAAAACCUGGUCGCCGAGACAACUUUGAUUAUCCAGAUAUGGCUUUAGAAGCAGUUACUAAAGCCUUGAAGGAUUCAGGGGUCCAUUACAAGGAAGUAGAACAAGCUUGUGUAGGCUACUGCUAUGGGGAUACAACAUGUGGACAAAGGGCCAUAUACGAGGUCGGAAUGACAGGGAUCCCUGUAUAUAAUGUUAACAAUGCUUGCUCUACUGGCUCCACAGCUCUUAUGAUGGCAAGGCAGUUCAUCGAGGGGGGUCUUUCAGAAUGUGUCCUGGCCCUUGGCUUUGAGAAAAUGGAGCGUGGUUCCCUGUCUGCCAAGUACAUGGAUAGAACAAACCCUAUGGACAAACAUUUACAAAACAUGGUGGAUAAUCGAGGUCUUGAGUCAACCCCAAUUACUCCUCAGAUGUUUGGCAAUGCUGGUAGAGAACAUAUGGAAAAGUAUGGCACCAAACCUGAACAUUUUGCAAAGAUAGCAUACAAGAACCACAAACAUUCUGUCAAUAACCCGUAUUCCCAGUUCCAGGAUGAAUACACUCUUGAACAGAUCCUGAAGGCCCCAAUGAUCCAUGCCCCAUUGACAAAACUACAAUGUUGCCCAACAUCUGACGGGUCUGGUGCAGCCAUACUGGCCAGUGAGGAGUUUGUUAAGAAGCACAAUCUUCAGUCGCAGGCAGUGGAGAUUAUUGCCCAAGCCAUGGUCACUGACCUUCCCAGCACAUUCCAGGACAACAGUGCUAUGAAACUGAUUGGGUAUGACCUCUCUAAAAAGGCAGCUGAGAAGUGCUACAAACAAGCGGGUCUUACACCUAAUGAUGUACAUGUUGUGGAACUCCAUGAUUGUUUUGCUGCAAAUGAGCUUGUCACAUAUGAGGCCAUUGGUCUUUGUGAAGAAGGUAAAGCUGGAGAGUUCAUUGACAAGGGUGACAACACAUAUGGUGGCAAGUAUGUGGUGAAUCCCAGUGGAGGUCUAAUAUCCAAAGGUCACCCACUUGGAGCUACAGGCCUUGCUCAGUGUGCAGAACUUUCCUGGCAGUUGAGAGGUCUGGCUGGUAAAAGACAGGUUCCUGGUGCUAAGAUAGCUCUACAACAUAAUCUAGGACUUGGAGGUGCUGCUGUGGUCACCAUUUAUAGACUUGGAUUUCCAGAGGCUGUACAGUCUGGUCUUCAAACAAUGGCUGUUAGCUCCAGUGCCCUUGGAUCAGAAGGGUUCAAGUCAUCACCAGUAUUUGUUGAGCUGGAGAAGGAAUUGAAAAAGAAUGGUGCUGACAUAGUGAAAAAGGUGAAGGCUGUGUACGUGUUUAAGGUGCGAGGAGGUCCCGGAGGCAAAGAAGGGGUGUGGGUAGUAGAUGCCAAAUCAGGCAAUGGAUCAGUCUCAUUUGGAACAGAAGCUAAGGGAGAUUGUACUAUUAAUAUGGCUGAUGAAGAUUUGCUCAAUCUCAUGACAGGACAGCUCAACCCACAGAAGGCAUUCUUCCAAGGGAAGCUAAAGGUCACAGGCAAUAUGUCUCUGGCUCUUAAACUGAAGGAAUUUCAACCAAAGGCUGGGACAUCCAAACUGUAGACAUUCACUCCAAUCCAAUACACCAACCAAAAUGUGCCAAGUAAACAGGACUUGAAAUAGAGGCCUUUAAUAUUUUUAUAUGAACAGAUGAAUGUUCAUGUGUUUUAUAGUACAGUGAAACCUGUUAAUGUGAACACUUCUGUAGGCAGAAUACCUCCAUAAGUGGAACACUUCAG